Molecule: messenger RNA, 5577 nt
Organism: Sceloporus undulatus (fence lizard)
Lineage: Eukaryota; Metazoa; Chordata; Lepidosauria; Squamata; Phrynosomatidae
Gene: FAM13B
Product: family with sequence similarity 13 member B
Exons: 24
Coding region: 556-3372 (938 amino acids)
Biological process (GO): signal transduction
Source: RefSeq, a predicted model, not a curated record
GUCACUUCCUCCCCGAGCCUGCCGCUUUUUUGCCGCUGCCACAGUCGAGGCGUCGUCUUCCUCGUCGGUCAGCGGAGGCGCUCGGUCCCUCUCCCUGCUGCUGCUCUUCCUCCUCCUCCUUCUCCUCCGCGCCCGCGGCGGGGUCUGUGUGUGUGUCCGGCCUCGAGGGGCGGGGCGGGGCCCGGGGCGGGACGGCAGUCCCACAGUUGUCUCCCUCCGCGGGGCCACCGGCAGCCCUGAAGAGGAGCCGAGCCAGGCCCAGGCGAGCCGGGCCCUCCGGCGGGAAGAAGGGCCGCAGGAACCUGCUGCUGUUGCUGCUGAAGCUGAGGGCCGAGGGGAGAGUCGCUCGGCAACGAUUAACUGCUGAGGUACUGAUCGAGUUCUGCACUUCUUCAAUGAGGAACUACAGGCUGAUCUUCUGCCAUAACCUCAAGCAACCAUAAAUGACAAAAAUAUGCUUCGUCAGUAAGGGUAGCUGGCGUAGAAAAUAUUUUGUGAACGUAGGUGUUUAAGUGCUCUGAGAAAGACAGCUUUGAUAUUGGGCUGCAUAAAGAUAUGAGGAAGAGCUCCUCCCCUUCUUUGAGUAACUGCAACUCUGUUCUCACUAACAAAAUAUUUGGAAUUCCACUCGAAGAACUGCAGCAGGAAGGACAGCCAGGCAGUGAAGUUCCAUUCAUAGUCCGCCAUGUCGUGGAUUAUAUUGAGGAACAUGGAGGUCUAGAGCAAGAAGGACUUUUUCAAGUCAACGGGAAUGCAGAAACAGUGGAGUGGCUACGGCAAAGAUAUGAUAAUGGAGAAGAUGUGGAUCUGGUUAAAGAAGCAGAUGUACCUUCAGCUAUUAGUCUUCUUCGAUUUUUUCUUCAAGCACUUCCAGAACCAGUUAUCCCAGGCACUCUACAUAUGCAUCUGAUACAACUUUCUCAAGAUUAUAGUCAAGAUGAAUUUGGAAGAAAGUUGAGGUUCCUCUUGCAGCAGCUUCCACCUCUUAAUUAUAGUUUGUUAAAGUUUCUGUGUAGAUUUUUAGCUAAUGUAGCAUCACAUCAUGAAGAAAUUUGGUCUGCAAGUUCUUUGGCUGCUGUUUUUGGUCCCGAUGUCUUCCACAUUUACACUGAUGUGGAGGAUCUGAAAGAGCAAGAAUCAGUUAGCAGAAUAAUGUCGGGACUGCUAGAAAAUUAUGAUGAACUCUUUGAAAAUGAAGAGGAAGAUUUCUCAUCUAAUGAUUUAAGUUCAAUAACUGAGCAGAUAAACGAUCUGUUGGAUGAAGAUGAUAUAAAGCUUGAGCAGUCUGAAGAACUGCCAGAAGAAGAAGAGAACAUGGAGGACCCUGAAUAUGGGAGAAAUAUGGAAUCUCAAGAUAUGAUGGAAAGUAUCUUGGAGUCAUGUAGUGUUUCUGCAUCAACAAGUGCUCAUCUCUCUCCUUUAAGCAUCUUACCAGCCUCUGCAGACAUUUUAGAAAGAACAAUUAGAGCAGCUGUAGAACAACAUCUCUUUGAUCUGCAGAGCAGCAUAGAUCAAGAUUUCAAGAAUUUACAACAUCGAAUGGUGUGCCGUGAAGCAAAUAUAGAGGAUAAAGAAGGAUCUAAUAACCAGGAUGAUACAGAAAAGAAUGUUUCUGAAGAUUAUGAAAACCUUGAAGACUGCUCUGAAACCUUGGAUUGCACUAAUUCAGACAAUGAAGUUGUACAGCCUGUGUCUGAGGAAGAAGAAAGUUAUCAGGCAGCAGGGAUAUUAUUGAAGCCAUGUGAUGGAGGAGAAGAAACUAGAGGGUCUAUUGGAGAUAGGCAAGAUUGUACAUCAUUUGAUGAUGGCGACAAAAUGACGUCACACAUGAUUCUUGGGUUUGUUAGCAAAGUUUGUGACCCAAAUUUCAAAACUGAAUCAGAAGAACUGAAAAACAGAAACAACAAUGCUCCUGAAGCAACAUUGUGUGUCCCCAUGCCACAUCUUGAUUUGAAGAAUGUAAAUGGUGGUGACAAUUGGGAAGCGCCAUGCCCUAUCACUUUUCCCCUCAUUGAUUUCAAAACAAUGCAUCUACAGAGAGAAGGGGAGGAGCCGUUUCCUGCUUUUAAAUCUUGGCAGGAAGACAGUGAAUCUGGAGAAGCCCAGCUUUCUCCACAGGCUGGAAGAAUGAAUCAUCCUCUGGAAGAGGACAGUCAUCCUAUUUUAUCACAUCGGAGUUUGGAUUUUGGGCAAAGCCAGCGUUUCCUCCAUGAUCCAGAAAAAAUAGAUUCUUCAUCUAAAGCACUUUCUUUUGUUAGAACCCGAAGAGCAUCAUUUAGUAGUUCUAAGGAUGACAGAAGGGAGGAAAAGACUCCUUAUCAGCUAGUCAAGAAGUUGCAGAAAAAAAUAAAACAAUUUGAGGAGCAGUUUGAAAAAGACAAAAACUUCAAGCCUUCGUAUUCUGAUAUUGCAGCAAAUCCAAAGGUCUUAAAAUGGAUGACAGAACUUACCAAAUUGAAAAAGCAAAUAAAAGAUGCAAAGCACAAAAGCUCAGAUGGUGAAUUUGUACCUCAGACACGUCCACGAAGUAACACUCUUCCAAAAAGCUUUGGCUCAUCUCUGGAUCAUGAAGAUGAAGAAAAUGAAGAUGAUUUGCGGGUUGCACAGAAAAAGCCUACCAAGGAGGCCACAGUUGAACUCAUUUUAAAAAGGUUGAAGGAAAAACGAAUUGAAAGAUGCCUACCAGAAGAUAUAAAGAAAAUGAACAAAGACCAUCUGGCAGAAGAAAAAACAUCACUCCAAAAAAGUCUCCUGUACUAUGAAAGUCAGCAUGGACGUCCGGUUUCCAGAGAAGAAAGGCAUAUUGUUAAACCCCUCUAUGACAGAUACAGGCUUGUGAAACAAAUGUUAACUCGAGCAAGCAUUACUCCCAUCCUUGGAUCACCGUCAACCAAAAGGCGUGGCCAAAUAUUACAGCCUAUCAUAGAAGGAGAAACAGCCCACUUCUUUGAAGAGAUUAAGGAAGAAGAAGAAGAUGGUGAACUUUCCUCAGAGUUGAGUGAUAUCUUGAAAUCAAGUGCCCAAACACAGCCCUUUACUACCAGCCCAGUUGAAAACUCAGAGUCUGAUGCUGAAGAUACUCAGGAGAAGUUGACUCGAGAACUCCGUCUCUCUAGUACACGUGCAGCUUCCAUGUAUGUGAACAGGAUUGUGCCUGAAUUACUGGAGCAACUUUGGAAAGCCAGAGCUGAAAAAAAGAAAUUACGCAAAACACUACGAGAAUUUGAAGAAGGAUUUUAUCAGCAGAAUGGAAGGAAUGUUCAGAAGGAAGAUCGUGCCCCCAUGCUUGAUGAGUACAGAGAGUAUAAGAAAGUUAAAGCCAAGCUUCGGCUUCUUGAGGUCCUCAUCAGCAAACAGGAUCCUUCAAAAUAAAUAUAAAUAAUGUUUCUUCAUAACAGUGAAAGAAUGGUUUCUUAUCCUGUCUAUUGUACUGUUUUGGUGUUAUCUUUUGUCUUGCACUGUUGAAAGAAUGCAGUUUUUGUACACUUUCCUAUGGUGCCACAUUUGAAGGGCAAGUAGGUCCUGAGUAGAGAGCUAAUGAGAUUCUUAAAUCAAGACUGCUCUGUCCAACUUCAGCAAAGUUUUUUCUCAUUUUUUAAAAUCACAAAUGCAUCUUGUUUUCAAAAGGCUGUAGGACUAGAACCAUUACAAAACUCUGGACUUGCUAACUUCGUUUCAUCUGCAUUUGUUAGUGUUACACUGAACUCAUCUGUUGCCUUUUUUAUUAUGGGGAACAAUGGCAGCAAAUUAAAAAAAACUGUGUUCCUGAACACCAGACUGAACUGAAACGCCUUUCAGAGGACUGCUGUGGAAUCACUUUGAUUUCAAAUGACAUCUGUCAUGUAAUAGAAUGGUUUGAGAUCUGUGGAUAUUGAAAUUUAAAGCUCCUGUUUGCUCUUCAGUUUCAGAUGAAAAUGGACAAACCAGAAAGUGACCUUGCUUGUUCUAUUUUUAGAAAUUGGAAAAAUCUGAACAUUUAUAUCACAUAUUGCCUACAAGACUAACAUUACUGUUAAUUUAUCAGUUAUCUGUUGAUCAGCAAAUGGUGACUUAGUGUAUGGUCUAAAUUGGAUGUCUCAUCUUACCUUUACAGGGGAGACUGUGUCAGUGCUUAGAUGUGGCUUAUGUCAACUGCUGUAUCUGAAAAUAAACUUAUCUUACCAAGGGCUAAAAUCAAAUCAAUAAUGUGAUUGACUUAAGGUGGACAGAGUCAGCUUUUAAAAAAAGAGUUCUUCCAUGUCACUGUUGUAGACAUGGAAAGAAAAGUGAUUUAACCUUUGUGGCGUUAAACAGUAUCAUAUGGUUCUUGCAUGAUGAAGCUUCAGAAUGGAAACAUUUUUGGUGACAUUUAUUUUGCCUACUAUAGAUGACACAACAGUCUUUAAUGUGCUUCAUUUUUUAAAAAUUUACUCAGAAGAACUCUGUCCAGUCUUACUUUGGAUAUGGUAUCUACACAUAGGGGUCUCCAUAGGCUGCAACCUUCUUUAUGGUACUUGUUUGAGCAGCAUAGUUUCUGAAUAAACAAAGUGCCUGGUUGUGGGCAUUGUGCGGAAAGGAGUAGCAGGGUGUAAUGGGAUCCCAUUGCAUGUAAGGUACUACAUCUAGUAAGAAUGGUUUGAGCUCAAGUGUUUAACAUGGCACCUUGGGGGAUCUUUUGUACUGUGGCCAUGUUUUUGCAUGUGCCUAUUUGCUGCAUGUGUUACAAAUGGCUAAUAUCAGCACUGAUAUUAUUUUUCACUGCUUUUUGAAAAACCAAAAAAAAAAUAAAAAAUAAAAAUAAAAAAUUAGUGUCUGUGGUAUAAGUGGCUAACAUGUAAACUCAUCAGGUUGAUGCGUUAACAUGGAUUAGAUGGAAAAUAGGUUUGCGAUACUCCAUAUUAGUCUCUUAUUUUUACUGUGAUUGUAGGCAUGUAAUUUUGGAACCCAAGAGAGAGCACUAAAAUCGGUUUAUAUUCUGAUGCUUUGCUUUAUACAACUAGAAGGAUUUUUUUUAGUGGACUGUAGUGAAUUGGAAAUUAAUCUGGAGAUUAUCUGUGGCUUUUAUUCAGCUUCAUUGUGCAAUGUACACUUCAGUUACUUUUGUAUCUGUCCACAGACACCGGUGCAUUUAAACAUCGAAACUUGUGUAUUGUAUAGUGUUGUACAUGAAUGUUUUAUAUACCACAUGCAAAAUGUCAAUAUGCACUAUUUAAAUGUUUUAAGUAAUAUAUUCCUCCUUUAUAAUGCUUAAAUCUAUAUGAUUCCAAUAUUUUUUAUAAAGUGAGUGAUCAGACUGGUUCCACUUCACAAUUAACAAAUGCUUUUGUGUGUGUUAUGCAGUGUUUGGCUGUUUGUUCAGUAUCUUAGCUAGCAUGGCAUCAUUUAUGCUAAGAGUGUGUGUUGUGCCAUCCUUAUUGAGCAAUAAAUGGUAGUUAGGCAUUUUGUGAUAUAACAUAGUUUUACUUUACUAUAAGUAAAAACUAUAUAUGUGGAUAUAUAGAUAUAUAAAUAUAUAUAAAUAAACCAGAUAUAAAUGAUUGCUAUGUCUGGCAUUUCAUUGUAUAGAUUUUUAUAAUAAAAGGAUCUUUUAUUGUCAUA